Messenger RNA from Caenorhabditis sp. 36 PRJEB53466, 1912 nucleotides. NCBI's taxonomy places the organism in Eukaryota, Metazoa, Nematoda, Chromadorea, Rhabditida, Rhabditidae. The record is from the annotation of a GenBank genome assembly.
AUGCAAUCGAACAACUUUGCCAAGGACCGAAUUCUCGGAGUCCAUUCAUUCACGGUGAAUGGAAUGCGUGUCUUCAAAACUGAGCAGUCCGAUGUGAGUCGAUCGUCUUUUUUGAUUUUUAAUCGUUUGUGCUUUACAGGAAUUGGUGGACUCUAAGCAGAGAAUAAAUCUGAGCGAUCAGCUGCUCAUCGGCCGUGAAGUUCUGCUGAAGGACGGAAUCAUUGAGGAGCUCGUCGAACUGAAUGUGAGCUCGGAAACAACCAGCUAACUCACUAUUCCUUUCUAUUUCAGAGCAAUGAGAUCUACCGCAUCGUGAGCGGCUUCGUCUACGCAAAGACCAGAAACGAUUCGUCGUUCCGAAUCUUUGUGCCCGGCUACAAAAUGGACUUUUUGCUCCCCCGAAAGAAGGAAAAGUAAGUGUCAGACUGCCUCUCAUCAGUGAGUAACCAAUGCGGUUCAGUGGAGGAGUGCGUUCGGACGGGGAGCACGUCGGCACUUGGCUCGACUUCACCGUCGACGUCCGCACCGCACACAUUCAACUGGAUCAGCCGAUCGAGAGAUCGCCACUGAACAGGUAUCCUGUUCAAAGAAACGGGAAUGUGUUCCAAGUGAGUGGCUGUUGGAAAACACCAAGAUCACUUAUACCCUUUCUCAGAUCCUGGUCCCUUGCACAAUGCAAGUUUCACCGCAGAUGACGACCAUCUUCACCUCACAGUUUGUUCACUUAAUUGCAGACGUUGGCAACUUUUUUGGUUAGUUGGAUACUGAUCUUUUGCUGUCUAAUAGUUCUUUUGCAAUUUCAGGCAAGUACGUGGCAAAGCCGUUCACAGGAGUUCAGCUUUGGAUCGAGUGCUUGAGCCAGUUCGAGGAUAGAAUAUUUCUUUCCGUUGGCAGCAAGCAACAACAUUUCGAACUCUCCAAGGACUUUGCGGAACUAACCAUUCAAGAGCAACAACAAAAGUGAGUUUAUGAUAAUAUUAACUCGUAUUCCCAACCUUCCUUCUUCAGCAAAUACAACCGUUCUCCAACGAAUGGAAACAGACCACACAACCAUCGGAACAACACUGAUACAAAACGACAAAAUGAGAAGAACUGUAAAAGGAAGUGAGUGCAUCGUGAGUGUAAAUGAUAAUAACCGGAUGCAAUUUCAGCUCUCGAAAAGGAAUGACCUUCAGGGAUGGAGACACUCUGCUCGAAGAGAAACGUCUUCCCAUAGAGCCCCGAAAUAAUUCGGACUAUUAUAAUCGGCAAUUCAAAAAUUCUUCUUCGAAUGACAUACCCAUACAAAACAACUUGAAGUGAGUGAAUAGUUCCAGCACGCUGCUUUACUGUUUUAUCGGUUUCAGUGAUAACAACCUUUUCCCGGAAGAACACAGCAUCGACAGCGGAACAGAAACGCGGUCACAGUCGCCUCAGCUGCAAAAUGGGUAUGCGGAACAUUGAAAGACUUCAUGCCUCAAAUUAAACUUUUCAGGAUGAGGAACUGGAAUCAAGGACAGCCCUAUUUUCUGCCAUCACCACCAUCACCACCUCAGAACCAGUAAGCACCAGCGGACGAAAGACAAACAAUGAUAUUUAAUUGCAGAUCAAACUGGAACCAAGAAUGGUCUAAUUCGCACUGGAAGGAGCCGAAUGAUCUAGAAAUGGCUCGUGAAUUGAACGAACGAAUCGACGAACUGUGUGCGCGGAAGUCUCCAAAUUGGCAGAUGACCGAACUCGAGAGAGCACUCCUGCAACUGCGAAAAAUACAGACGCGCCAGCUCCAACAGGCAAGCCUUACCGACAGUCAUACUGUUUCAAUCUGUCUCUCUUUCAGAGUACUGGAGAGUCGGUAACUAAUUUCCAAAACAGAGCAUUGAAGAACAACAUGUGUCAUGAGGAGGAAGGUAGAAGCUACCACGGAGCUCUUUGA